UGCCAGGUUUGCUGAGCUUUUGCAAAGGUCGAAUAAAGAGCGGGUCAUAUUCCAAAGAACGAACGAUUUGUGUUUCUAUAAGAGCCCUGCGGAGUUGAGAGAGCAGUAUCAGUGCGAACUUUUCCAUUGCAGAGUCAACAAUGUCAGAGACGGAGAAAGCAAAAGCUAAAAUGAGCGUCGAGUACAGGAAGAAAUCUGCAGAGAAAAAGAACGGAGUGGAAGGCAGCAAAAGCAACAGAGAAAGUGUCGCUUCGAUGGAGGUAGAGCUGGUAUUGGAAGAGCAGGUCUCGGGAGCUCUGGUGGAAAGCGCUGAAACGGAGUCACAACCAAUUGAGACUUCGAAAGAGAAACCAAAGCGGCGAAAGAUCAGUGGGAUUUUUAAAAAAGGUGAUGGAAAGAAAGAAAAGACGGAAGAUAAAAGCAAGAGGAUUAGCACUGUUUCUCAAGAUGAAAGUAUCAGUGCUUCAAAAGAGCAACAAGCGAACGAAGAAGAUGCAGAGGUAAAAGAAGAUUUUGAAGAAAGUCCAAAAGAAGCCGAAGAGAAGGCAAAGAAAAGGCGGUCGUUUGGCAUGUUUAAGAAAAAGGACAAAGAAAGCGAUAAGGAUAAAGCGGGAAGCGUGACUUCGCUGAAUGCAGCAGACGACGAGGAAACAAAAGAAAAGACAGAAAUCGCUGUUGAGGAGGAGAAGGAAGAAGAGGAAUUCAAAAGGGAGGAAGCUGCUGAAGAAACCCCUGCGGAGGUUGCAGAUGGCAAAGAAAAGAAACAACGAAGGCGCAGGUUUAGUUUUUCAAAGAAGAAAAAGCCGAAGGUGAAAGAGUUGGACGAUUCUGAUGUGGAGGCGGAGGAAAAAGACAAACAAAUUCUAGAUCAGGAUCAAACCGAGAAACCAGUCGAAAGCUCUGAGGAAAAAGAAGCUGACAUGGAAAAAAGCUGUCAAGUCGGGAGCCAAUCAGAGGGCGAGACUGAGACAAAGCCUGAAGAUGAAGUAAAAGAGGAGGCGACGGAAGGGAAGGAAACAGAGCCCGAAGAGGCCCCGAAAAGAAAGAAGUCACUCAAGCGCAGGCUCAGCUUCUCAAGAAAAAAGAAAGCAAAGAAAACAGAGGAGAAACAAGAUGAAGGAGAAGCGAGGGAGGGAACAAUGGAUGACAACGAAAUGUCUCAACAACCAGAACUGGUGAACCAAUCAGAAGCCGAGUCACAAGAGAAUGGGGGCGCAUGCGCGGGUGAUGAGAAAACAGCAAAUGAACUUGCUUCGGCAGAAAGCGACACGAACGAAGCAUCCGACACGGAACAGACGGAGAGCGAGGAGGAAAGUGGAUAUUUCAGGUUAGGUUUAAUUUACAGCAUAUUUGAGGCAAUUUUCAGACAGAAAGAUAAAAUGCCGGAAAUGUCUGUAACGAAGUCACGCGAGCUCGUGAUUUAUACAGUUAACCAGGGGUACAUCAGGAUAACCGAUGCGUCCGGCUCGAUUUUCACUCAGGCAAGCCAGGCACCACGCAGGGCUGUCAUGUGGGUACUUCAAUUACUUGUCAAAAAAUAUCCACAGGCUUUUAAAAACCUAAAAAAGCGCAAAUCUAAGAAAAGCAAGGGAACGUCCGACGCUACCAAAGAGCCAGUAACGGAAACGCAUAUCUAAAACUUUUGAAGUGAAUCAACAAAAUUGAUACUUGUUUAGACAUCAAAAGUAAUUGAUUGUAUAUACCAACUUAUCGUUUAGUCGUGGAUGAUUUCAUUGAAAUAAGUUUGGUCAGCUAAAAAUACCAUCUAUUUAAAUGUGUUUUCAAUUUUAUGUAAUAACAUGGGUGCAUCAAGGAGUUCCAAAACAAAGGGGCGGGGGGAGGGGGCUAGGAGGCGGAUUCAUUCAUCGGCGUAUUACCUUAUAUUUUUUGUUAUUUUUUUAAGCCAAAUAUCUGAAAAAUAGGGGGUCGAGUCCCGCUCGACUGACCCUCUAGAUCCGCCCCUGAAUAGCCAAACAUUUGAUUAUAUUUCAAACGGAAUCCAAUUGAAAAUCCAAUGGAAUAUGUAUAGGUAGCGAUUAUCUUAUAAGACAAGUAAUGCUGUUUUAAGUAUUCUAAAAAAAUAAACGAAUGAAACAAUGAAGUGCUGCCAAUGGGGGCACUAAUGGCGUGCGACAACAAAUAGUUUAGGUGAUUGAUGAACUUGUAAAUAGGGAGGGAAUAUUUCAAUGUUGUCAUUGUACAUAACUUUCGCCAAUAAAGUGUUGAUGAUGAGAAGCU
Messenger RNA from Nematostella vectensis (starlet sea anemone), 2238 nucleotides. Its product is annotated as neurofilament medium polypeptide. NCBI's taxonomy places the organism in Eukaryota, Metazoa, Cnidaria, Anthozoa, Actiniaria, Edwardsiidae. The coding region runs from base 141 to 1637 and encodes 498 amino acids. The record is from RefSeq and is a predicted model, not a curated record. The transcript has a single exon.